Messenger RNA from Euleptes europaea (tarantolino), 4008 nucleotides. It is a transcript of the gene SH3TC2, whose product is annotated as SH3 domain and tetratricopeptide repeats 2. The coding region runs from base 1 to 4008 and encodes 1335 amino acids. Gene Ontology annotation, molecular function: protein binding. The record is from RefSeq and is a predicted model, not a curated record. Lineage: Eukaryota; Metazoa; Chordata; Lepidosauria; Squamata; Sphaerodactylidae. Gene Ontology annotation, biological process: regulation of intracellular protein transport; regulation of ERBB signaling pathway. Gene Ontology annotation, cellular component: recycling endosome. The transcript is spliced from 18 exons.
AUGGGCUGCUGUUUUGGUACCCCUUUCCAGAGGAAAUUUUCAUUGUGGUCCACAGGUGAAGAGUCAUCCUCUUGUUCAUCUGUCCAGCCCGUGUUUCUGGCCAGUUGGUCCAGUCUGUACCAGUACACUUCUGAGCCUCCAGAAAAAUGUUUCCAAAAGGAGAAGAUGGCAUCAGGUAACUCCAGGGAAUUGGAUCCAGGAAGUCAGCCUGCACAGAUAGGAGAGGGAACUCUGGCAACUGAAUCCGUGUCACUGGCUGUAGGGGAAGGGUUCCCAAAUGAGAUCUCCCUCUCGUUUUCCAUCAAGAGUCGCUCUGGGCAGGGCCUAAACCAUCAGCUGCAGGAGGCAGCAAGAAAGAAGUUGUGGGCCCUGGAAAAUGACGACAAAGAUGUUUGUGCUCUUUUCAAGGAACUGUCAGCCAGGCUGGUGUGCAUCCAGGCAGAGGAGGAUCGGUUUUUACUGUCCUUCAAGACCAUAGAAGAAAUCUGGAAGUUUUCAACAUACUUGGCACUUGGCUACGUGGCUUGCUGCUUGGAGCAUCUGCUUUUCACCCCAGCAUACUGGCUGAACUGUGCCCUAGUGGAGGACACUGAAAUCACUGUUACUAUAGAUGAAGAUCAUAUGGCCACCAUGUACCUGGGUCUUCUGCUCCAGGAAGGAAACUUCUUUGCCAGAGCAGUGCUCAACGUCCUGACAGAGGAAGAAGAGGAAGAUUUUAAGCUCUACAAGAACGAGCUAGUCCAUGUGAAGGACAUAGGACAUGAAACAAAAUGGGAAGGGACGUCUCUGUCGACAGACCAGAGGGGACUAGUCCCCAUCACAACUAUCGAACCACUGCCCCAUCCCUUUUACCAGUGGUUUUUGAAGAACUAUCCGAUGAGCUGUGGCAUCUCCAGUCAGAUCAAUGGAAGUGACUCUAUGCAGAUUGGCCAAGGGAGGUGCACGGCCACAAUGGACCACAGAAGGACAGGAUGGGAUGAGUUGAGUUUCUGCAAAGGAGACAUCAUAGAGGUCCAGGGAUUUCUCAUUCCAGGCCUUCAGUGGUUUAUAGGGAAAUCCACAAUCAACGGGACAACGGGCUUCGUCCAAACCAAAUGUGUGCAUCCUGAGACAAGUGAACAAAUAAGAAAGAGUCCAGUAUUUUUCAGCGAGGAAGAAGUGGCCGCCUUUCUUCAAGUUCCCUGCAAUGGCAACGAGACACAUUACAAUAGUCUUCUUAGUGAACUGGCUCAGACGGACAUUGCCUCUGUGUACAGGCUUGAUGGUUUUGAACCUGUAGCUGUGUUCUCACAAACACCAUCAGAUGCCAUUUUACGAGGUCUUAAGGAUAGCUGGACAUUAGAGGGUUGGGGCACACAGGCUACAAAUAGCUUGGCCACACCUACUGAUUCAGAGAUGUCCACUCUGGAUGGAGAAUCUUCAUCUUCUCCCAUGGAAAGUUUACUUUUGCCUGAACCAGAUGACCUUGAUGAUCCCAAAUUCUUUAUUGAUUUGAAUGUUGGACACAUGGAAGACUCCGAUGUUUUUGACCCUAUACUAACUUUCCUUAACCAAGAUGGCUAUGUGGCCCAUUUCCAAGGUCUCUAUGACAUCUCUUUUUCCUUCCUCAGUUCUACCUUCUAUGGCUUUUCCAAUGAGGAGGAGCUUGUCUUAUACCUGGAGGCAUCCAGGAACUGGGCCAAGAAGAGUCACCUUGUUUGGGCUCACAUUCGAAUAUGUUUUCUUUUGGGUCGACUCUGUGUCAAGAGGGCCAAGUUCUCUCAAGCCCGAGUCUAUUUUGAAGAAGCUGCGAGCACUAUGGACAGGGGGUUUGAAGAUCUGCCCUUGCUCACCUCGCUGUACACAAACCUGGCUGCCAUUUAUCUGAAGCAGAAGAUGAAGCAAAAGUUCUUGUCUGUGAUUGGGAAAGUGGCGGCCCUUGUGGUCGGCCUGCCAGGGCACUGCUUCAGCUCUGAGAAUGAGCUGGAGGUCACGAUGUACAUCCUGAGAGAAGCGAUGGCUGCGGGCAACACGGCCUUGGAGGUCCGGGCCUCCUUCCUUGUUGUCAGGUUCUUCCUUCAGCUGGGCAAAUACGACGAGGUCCUGCCAUUUGCAGAACGCCUGCAGUUCCUUUGUGCCAGUUUCUCCAGCCAAGGCUCCAGAGCACUCUGUCUAGGCACAAUGCCAAUCUUGAGUUACCUGUAUGACAAGAAGUACUUGCCACACAUUGCUUUGGCAUCUGCCAGGCUGUUUCCACCUAGUGGCACAACAGGGGCACCGACUCCCAUUUGGAGAGCUGGAUUUAUCCUUACAAAUGCCUCUAAGCUCCUAAAAGUCCAAGAAAGAAGCUGCAAUGUCCCUGCUGUGGCUUGUUUUUAUCUCAACUGCGCACUGGCCUUCUCACAUGAAAAGAGAGCUGUGUCCACUGAGAGAGCUGUGUGUGCCAUUUUAUCCAAACUGUACCUGACGCAUGGCGUGGUACAGGCAGCUGUUCAAUAUUCCAAUAGAGCUGUUGCCCUUGGCAAAGUGAUGGGCGAGGAAGAGGCUUUUGAAUCAUCCCUUUGUUUGGGGUGGCUGUAUGCUUUGAACGGCCAGCCAGAAAAAGCUUCUGAGAUCUUGCUGUGCCUCCUGCGUUCUCUGCGGCAGACGGAUAGCAUGACGCAGGAUGGGGUGGUCCACAACCUUCUGGCCAUCGCCCUUAAGGGAGAAGGUCAGGUGCAGAAGUCGGCUGAAAACUACCUGUGGGCCUUAAAUAAAGCUCGGGAGACAGGCAACAGGCGGAACCAGGCUAUAGCCUUGUCCAACUUUGGGUGCUUGGCUCUGUCCUGCUGCGCAAACCACCUCGCUGAAUGUUACUUUCUCCAGGCUGUUAGGUUGUAUUUUGAAUUCCAGGGUGGUGACGAUGCACAGAUGGAGUUGGUACAGGUACUGCUGUGGCUGGCACAAUCCCGGGUGGAGAGUAAUAAGUCAGAAGAGAGCAAGCUGUUCUAUGAGCUGGCCUUGGCAAUUGCCUUGAUGUCUCGCAACAUGAUGAGUCAGCUUCAUGCCGUUGAAUCCCUCUGCCACUUCUAUAGCAAAGUACACCCAAAUACGGGCACCUGCAUUAUUUACCACGAGCACCAACUUUCCCUAGCCCAGCACCUCCAAGACAGAGAAAUGGAAGGGCAGCUUUUGCAGGUUCUCGGCCAGUUAUACCAGAGCCUGCAUACCACAAGAUCUCUGAAACGGGCGCUGGACUGUACCAAGCAGAGUUUGAGAAUCUUCAUUGACCUCGGGGAGACAGUCAAAACAGCGCAGACCUGGCUGCAGGCUGGGAGGCUCUACUAUCAAAUGCAAGAGGAUGAAUUGGUGGAAAUGUAUUUGCAGGCAGCCAUACAGACCGCACUGAAACCUGGAGAGCUGCACCUGGCCAUGAACCUGUAUGAGGAAGCUGGCGAUGUCUUCUUCAAUGGGAUCCAGAACAGACAAAGAGCGGUGGAAUAUUACAGGGGAGGAGCUGUUCCUCUAGCUAGGAAGCUGAAGGCCAUGCAGACUGAGCUGAGAGUGUUCCACAAGCUGACCGAGCUGCAGAUCGGACUCCAGAACUAUGAGAAGGCUUUGGAAUUCGCCACUCUAGCAGUCAGACUCAGUGUGGAUGUAGGAGAUCAGUUACAAGAGCUGGUUGCCUUUCACCGACUGGCAACAGUGUAUUAUUUCCUGCACAUGUAUGAAAUGGCUGAGGACUGCUACCUGAAGACGCUGUCCCUGCGCUCACCGUCAUUACAAGGUGCUCAAGAGGCCAUGUAUUACUCCAAGGUUUACUGUCGCCUGGGCAAUCUGACCCUGCACAAAUUAAAGGAUGAGCAAGAUGCCGCCAGUUACUUCCUCUUGGCUUUGGCUGCAGCCACUGAGCUCGGUGACCAGGUUUGGCAAGGCAGGAUCCAGGCAAAGUUGGCUCAAAUAUACAAUGCUUCCCAGUGGAAUAAGGGCACAAGAGGGUGGGCCACUUAUCGGGCCCGGUGGCUGAGCGAAGGACGGCAUGCUGUAUGA